AAUAGAAAGUUGCACAUACAAGAGUAGUCUUUUUUUCCAUCUAGCUUAAGCUAAUUUCAAGGUUGUCAUAACUUUUUUAGUCAUUCUUUGGAGGUUCAAUAAUGGGAAGAGAAAUUGUGAAAGCAGAAUCAGUUGAGGAGACAAACUUCAAUUGGUCGUCGUCGUCGUCGUCAUCAUCAUCAACAACAUCCUCAUAUGAUGAGGAAAACAGGAUGCCUUUGUUGGCAUUGAACCAUGUUUCUUAUGUCUGCAAAUCUGUUGCCAAAUCUGCCCAAUUUUAUGAACAAGUCCUUGGUUUUGUACUCAUCAAAAGACCAUCUUCCUUUGACUUUGAUGGUGCUUGGUUGUUCAACCAUGGAAUUGGAAUCCAUUUGUUAGGAAAAGAAGAUGUUCAAUCAAAGAGUGGGAAAAUAAACCCAAAAGACAAUCACAUAUCGUUCCAAUGCACAGAUAUGGACCUUAUUAUUCAGAGAUUGAAUGACAUGGAAAUUGAAUAUGUUACUGCUACUGUAAAAGAAGGUGGAGUUACUGUAGAUCAACUAUUCUUUCAUGACCCAGAUGGCAACAUGAUUGAGAUUUGCAAUUGUCAAAAUUUACCUGUUCUUCCACUUUCUUCCUCUUGCCCACUCAAGAAAAUGUCAAGUCCUACUUUCAACCAAACAGUCUCAGAUUCCUUUUAUGGAAAUGGAACAACAAAUACAAAGAUGAAUUGCUCUGGAGAAGUGGAAUCUCUUAUGAUGGAAAAUUUAGCUUUGGACAUGAUAGACAUUUCUUUUUGAGUGAUCCUUGUAGUAGAUAAAAAGCGUGAUUUUUGCUCCUCAUUAUUAGCCCCUUUUUUUUUCCAACCCAAAUAUACCACAAAAAUUCCUUUUUGUAAUAUUAUUAUUAUUAUGUAUUAGUAUGUGUAGAGAGGUGUGAUGAAGAGCAUAUAUUAUAAAUAUAAUGUAAUAUUGUACUCUAGAAUUGAGAUUAAGUUAAUGCAUGAUUCUGGCAAUCCAUAUUAAAAAAUAAAUGAUACUAUUAGGCA
Messenger RNA from Solanum dulcamara, 1027 nucleotides. RefSeq names its product glyoxylase I 4-like. The transcript is spliced from 3 exons. The coding region runs from base 102 to 779 and encodes 225 amino acids. Lineage: Eukaryota; Viridiplantae; Streptophyta; Magnoliopsida; Solanales; Solanaceae. The record is from RefSeq and is a predicted model, not a curated record.